Aplysia californica (California sea hare) is the source of this 1663-nucleotide messenger RNA. RefSeq names its product probable hydrolase PNKD. Lineage: Eukaryota; Metazoa; Mollusca; Gastropoda; Aplysiida; Aplysiidae. Gene Ontology annotation, molecular function: hydrolase activity. Gene Ontology annotation, cellular component: mitochondrion. The record is from RefSeq and is a predicted model, not a curated record.
GUUUGGUCGGCUAAAGUUCACGGCCGUGUGGACCCCAGGUCACACCAGAGGUCACAUUGUAUGGAGACUGCACGGGGACGUCUUCCACACGACGGACAGUGUCUUCACCGGGGACCACCUCAUGCUGGCCUGUUGUGGUGCUCCUUUUGAAGGUUGAUUAACGCUCUGUGCUUCGACUGGAUUCUUCAGAAAAACGGAGAUCUCCUCAGGCUGAAAAAAGAGAUAAGGGCCAAAGAGAAGAAAGUCAACAGUGACACCAACGCCAACACGGCGGCUCUAGCACCACCAGCAACAGCAACAGCACCACCAGCAGCAACAGCACCACCAGCAGCAUCAGCAACAACAGCAGCAGCAGCACCAGCAUCAACAGCACCAACAGCAGCAUCAGCGGUGACGGCGCUCUUGGAAGAGGAUUUGAGAAUCAGGAGGUCUGUCUCCAGGUUCUCCUCCGACAUUUUACUGACCAGAGAACAGCACGAAACACUCAGGGCAGCAGAGACGGCUGCCAGCUCGGCUGGUAAAAGUAGAGUAUAGCGUUCCCUACAUCUGCAUUUCGAUCUUCUUGACCCAGUGCGCAACAUUCGGGGUUAUGGUGGAGGUCACAGAGGGUUAUUUUACAGGAGCGGAGUACAGAGCUCAGUGAUCGUCGCGAUGCGCGAAGGCGUGAGGGGUUAAACAUGUUCUUGUACUUAACUUCUACCGCCCAGCUUGUGUCAUGGAAAUGGUGAAAGUCGUUUACUACAUAAAACACUGAGUUAUCGUCAAAAUGAUGAAAUUGAAGAAACUGGCCCGUUGCAACGCCUACUGUAUAAACUGUAUACAGUAGGUGUUGGCUUCUUUGUGCUCAGAUAGCCUAGGCCCGUUGUCAACAGGGCACUAGUCCAGUAGUGAUGUCCCGGCUCAGAGGGCGGCCAUUUUGGUGAAAUCGGUUUGGGAAUCCCCAGUUUGUAAUUUAGUAAAUUACAAUCAUAAGCAUGUGUGGAUGUGAAGGAAAGCCUUUUCUUUGAAAAAAAAAAUACAACAACCCUCCACUUAAUAUUUUGUAAAAUCUUAGUUUUCCACUACAUUUAUACAUCGAACUCAACUCUACUAUGCUUUUAAACUUCAACUUGUAAAAUGUAGUACAUGUAAAAGAUGAUGCUUGUAACGUGAUGAUUUCUUUACUCUCUGAGCUGGGACAUCACUACUCGACUUGUUGUGUCAAUGGGUUGAUGGUCCGAGGGCAGCGUUAUACAUGUAUGUGCAUAGUGGGGAAAUCAUCAGUUUCCUGGACCUGGUAUCCAUCAUUGCCUUUCUCAUCCUGGAUCGUGGGUAUAGGCCACGAACGAACACUUUCCACCUUUCCCUGUCCUGGGAUAGCCUCUUGAUGUUAUGAUUCCAUGUCUUCCCACUUUUCUGUACAUCGAUUUCUGUGACUCUUUUCUGGGUUCCACGCGGUCCUCCCUUUGAUCUUGUACCCUGUGGGUUCCAAUCCAACACUUUCCUUGUUAUUCAGCUGCCUGACUUCCUGAGAGUAUGUCCAAUCCAUCGCCACCGCUUUCUUCGCACCUCAUCUCUGACUGGGCUGUCUUGCUCUCCUCAGCACGUCCUCGUUGGUGAUCCUGUCUGUCCAUCCGAUCCUUAGUAACUUCCUUAGACACUGGUUCCACAAAACCUGGAUCCU